Messenger RNA from Cryptomeria japonica (Japanese cedar), 1249 nucleotides. Its product is annotated as ethylene-responsive transcription factor RAP2-3. Bases 213 to 911 code for a protein of 232 amino acids. The record is from RefSeq and is a predicted model, not a curated record. Gene Ontology annotation, molecular function: DNA-binding transcription factor activity; DNA binding. Gene Ontology annotation, biological process: regulation of DNA-templated transcription; ethylene-activated signaling pathway. NCBI's taxonomy places the organism in Eukaryota, Viridiplantae, Streptophyta, Pinopsida, Cupressales, Cupressaceae. The transcript has a single exon.
AAUCGGCACUUUUCAGGCUUGGAAAUUUGGGCUUUACCUGGUGAGCUCUAUUUAAAUUCAUUGUACCGAGCUUUGAACAUAUCUUUAUCUCUAACGAGGACGCAACUUGUAAAUCCACGUCACAAGUCUUGUGCUUAUCCGCUAAAUGAGCAAAUGGCUAUAAAACCAAGCCUUCCCUAUUUUGUCAAAGCAUUUUCACCUGGUGUGCUAAAAUGAGUGAAGAAGCUAUUAUAUCUCAGAUGAAACCGCCCUCCUCUUUUCAUAAAAGUAGAGCCAAUGUUAAGGAUUUGUGGGCCAAUUUGGACAAUGUGUCAUAUCCCAAUGGAAGCAUUGGCGAUGAAGUGAGAAUUCUGAGGGGGGUAAAUAAGAAGAAGUGUAGUAAUCAGCAUGAAUACAGAGGCAUAAGAAAACGUCCAUGGGGAAAAUGGGCUGCAGAGAUUAGAGACCCAGUUAAGGGAAUGAGGGUUUGGCUCGGCACAUUUAGUACUUCUGAGGAUGCAGCUAGGGCUUAUGAUCGAGAAGCUUUUAAGAUCAGAGGCGCCAAAGCCAAGCUCAAUUUCCCCAUAACAGUGCCACCACCAAAUUUUGACAAUGGUCUAAAUUCAAAGGGAAGUUUAGCAGAGGUUGAAGCAAGUUUGCUGCCAACAAAUACAGAUAAUGGUCGGAAUUCAAAGGAAAGUUUGCCGCCAACAAUUACAGGUAAUGGUUUGAAUUCAAAGGGAAGUUUGCAGCCAACAGAUACAGAUAAUGGUCUAACCCCAAGUUUAACCAAGGGUGUAGAUGCGACAGAGGAUUAUCUUGAAUAUUUGGACGCAGUGCUGGAGCUGAAAUCUGAGAUCCAAUGUACACCAGCUUCUAAUUCAGAUCCCAAUUUUUUCACUUGGGUUGGAGAUGAGCACAAAAAGCUCUGAUUUACUCUGGGAAACAGUCCAUGUAAAGGAUAAUAAUGAGUGGAUAUUGAAUUCAUACAAGGUUGCAGAGCUGUCGAAUAUGUUAAACUGUUCUCAGUAAGGGAGCACAGAUUUGCAAAGACAAAGUCCUCUGUAUAAUUGAGAGCAUGUUGAUAUUCCAGCUUAUGACGCUUGAUUUUCUAGGUAGCCUGUUAAAUUGUUGUAUAGAUAGGAAUUACUAUUUUGCUUCCUUGUGAAAUACUGCUUAUGUACAUUACCUAUGAGCUCAUUUCUAGUAAACAAUUUGUUUCAGAAUUGUGUAUAGUUGUGCUAUUAUAUGUACAGAGAGUUUCUUGUUA